GGCUGGCUGGCUGGCUGGCUGACUGGCUGGCUGGCUGGCUGGCUGGCUGGCUGGCACCAAAGGAGUCGGCAGAAGAGUGUGCCGUGGCGAGGAGAGUGAGUGAGAGAAAGAAAGAAAGAAAGAAAGAAAGAGAGGAAGGGAUAGAGAGGGGCUUCCCUCUUGCUUGCUGCCGCAGCUCGCGGGCACGAACUGCGCUACCGCCGUCAGCAGGCAGUCUUAUUACGCCCGCACUCAACUACGCGAACUAAGUACUCUUCUUAGAGACCCCGAAGACACACGAGUAAAUCGGCUUUUUCGGUUCGGUUCUAUUUUUCUUUCUUGUCACUUUUGUAUUUUUGUAUUUCUUCUCUCAUCUUUUCAUUUUAUUAUUAUUAGUUUUUUCAUUCCUUCAUUCUCUACAUUUCUUUCUCCCGUCAAUAUCGAAUCGUAUCGGUUUCGAUCGAUGGACACUGAGAGAUCUUGAAAUCCUUUAACUAGGAUCAAUGUUCAUGUGAAUUGAUGGAAAGGUAGCCGAGGAUAUAACACGGCUUUUGAUUGGUCGAUCGGAUGGUCCAAAGAGAUCAUCGAUCUACUCGGAACACCUACGGCGUAUCAAGUUUAAUUUUUUGCACGAAUUUCUACCACAACUUGGACGUGACGAUUCAAUAAGAUCAAAUAAAAAACUUGAAACGUGAGUGAAUCAUGAGUCGGUCAUCCUAUCGAUACAGUGAACGUUCCUCGACGAAUCGAAAGGAUGUUCGCCAGGCUUUGCAGACAAACUCCGAACGCGAGGAAGCUGUUAGUCGAAGCGGUGGCACGGUCUUCAUGGUUAUGAACUUACUCGCAAACAAUGGAGACUUGAAGAGGCGACACUCCUGGAAUAGCGAAGCGGAUUAUCAAUCGGUGGAAACAGGAGCUGAAACAGUUUCCGGAGAAGAGGGUGAUAUUUCGUCUUCUGAAAACGACGAUAGGAUAUCCUACAAGGAAAAUGGCUGUUCGAUGCAGACGGUGGACUUGGUGGCGAAUUGUCCACUUCCGGUGGUGACAGGAUCCUCAAGGUCGCCAUCGCCAUCAAGGUCGUCGACUCCCACGACGCCCUUGACACCCGUUGCAUCGACGAGGAGCAUGGGGCAACGGCCAAGUACACUUUUGCGUCCGAAGAUCUCUUUGACUUGGGUCCUCCGUGGUCAGCAACAACAACAGCAACAAUCGCAACAAUCGCAACAACCGCAACAACCGCAACAACAGCAACCACAGCAACAGCAACAGCAACAGCAACAACAACCUGCUGCUACUGGUAACGGAAAUCAUUCAGUUUCCAACACGACGGGAACAAACGUUCAUCGUGAUACACUUUCCCAUGACAGCAGAGAGGUAUCCUCAAGAAGAAGCAUCAAAAGUGAUAAAGAAAAGGAUGCUGCCAAGGAGAACGUCGUGGGACAAGAGAAACGUGAAAAAAAGAUCCUUCAUCGAAUCGAAAAGAUCGACAAAAUGGAGAAGUCCAUCAGCAAAGAGACGAUAAUUAACGACAAAACGAUCGAGAGUCUGUUGGAGAAGUAUCCAGAAAAAGAAUUGUUCGCAAGUGCGAAAGACACGAGGGAAAAGGAAAAAGUAAAGAAAGCAGUUUCCGAACCCUCUCUCGUAUCUCGUGAAUCAACGUCGACCCCAAACAGUCGUGACAAACACAGACACAGACGUACGAAACGUCCACAUAAAACGAGACCACCCAGUAGAUUUGGUUAUGAGAUUGCCGACCUUGAUGCAUUUUUAACAAAGGCAUCCAUCGAGAGACCAGCUAACAUCCCAGUUGUUUUAUCAUUCCCAUCGGUCUUAUAUCAAACGCAAGGUGGUACACAGGACGAAAUGGCUUUACCGCUCGGAACAGUAGUAAAUGCGGUCUUUAAAAAUCAGACUUGGCUCUACGUGCAAACGCCACAUGGCCAAGAAGGAUAUGUCGGAUAUGCAGCCUGUUUACCGCUAGGUAUAUUACCGCAACCUACGCGUGGUCCAUGUUGGGAAGACUCAACCGAUGUUUUUCCACGUCCAUUGGGUAACAUGACUGACACAGAAAAAUUAAGAGACACCAGAUCGGAAUGCGGUGCACGAAGUAGAAACGCAAGAGUAAGGAGAGGCUCCCGAGAUGCGGUUUCCGCUUGCGGAGAACGCAGUGUCGACAGAUUGUAUCUGAGAGCAGCUGCAAACGCUAAAACGAAAGGUGCUAGGCAUACAUUACUCGUCAUACGUAACGAUUACGAAGGUCGUGGUGCAAACUCUCUGAGUGUUUCUAAAGGUGAUGUCGUUGCUCUUCUAAGCGACCACGUCAAUGAUUGGUUUUGGGUUCGAUCCAGAGAUGGUAGGGAAGGUUUUAUACCGGCUGUGGUUGCUGGUCAUGGUUUCUUAUAAACAAAAAAAAAAAAAAGAAGAAGAAGAAGAUACAGUCAUACGUAGUAUCCAUUGAUUUGAUGAAAAAACAAUGGUACGAUUGUACAUUUGUUGUAUAAAAUUUUAUAUGGUGUGCAAAAUGUUAUUGUAAUAAUAUAUUUAUUACUUAAACGAAAAAGAUUGUGUGAAAAAGAAAUUUCUUAUGAGAUAUGAUACGAGGUGAUACGUUAACUCCGUCAUAAAGAAUUCUUUACAAAAAUAUUAAUUAUAUCACAUUCGUACGUGUAAAUAAGGAUAUUAACUUACAU
This is a messenger RNA of Vespula pensylvanica (western yellowjacket), 2669 nucleotides long. RefSeq names its product heat shock protein DDB_G0288861. Bases 682 to 2382 code for a protein of 566 amino acids. NCBI's taxonomy places the organism in Eukaryota, Metazoa, Arthropoda, Insecta, Hymenoptera, Vespidae. Gene Ontology annotation, molecular function: protein binding. The transcript is spliced from 10 exons. The record is from RefSeq and is a predicted model, not a curated record.